UAGACGGUUGUGAUUGUGAGUGAAGUUCAGUCAACAAGUCAGUGUCACUGAAUGUACUAAAUUAGCGUUAUCGUUUUCUUUGCCAAUUUACUCUAGAUUAUUCUCAUUGUGUGGUGUUUAAACUUAAUAUUUUGUAUUAACAAUUUUAUACAUGCUGCUCAAUUAGUUUCGUAGAGCACAAUCGUGUGUUCCGAAUCUGCAUCAUAAAACAAUGGACGUGGAUACAGGAGGUCGCUCGCCCUCUGGCUCCCGCAGCCGCAGUCCCUCUGCGGGCUCGGUGUCCAGGAUGUCUCACGAUGGCUCCACACAUUCAAGGCGCAACUCGAGAUCUACAUCACGCUCAAAGUCGCGCUCCCGCUCUAAGUCUCACUCGCGUUCCAAGUCUAGGUCACGCUCCAAGUCUCACUCGCGUUCUAAGUCUAGGUCACGCUCCAAGUCUCACUCGCGUUCCAAGUCACGUUCGCGUUCCAAGUCACGUUCGCGUUCUAAGUCUCAUUCACGUUCCAAGUCUCGCUCGCGCUCCAAGUCUCAUUCUCGAUCGCGCUCCAAGUCUCGAUCGCGUUCUAAGUCGCGUUCGCGCUCCAAAUCUCGAUCGCGUUCUAAGUCUCGAUCCCGAUCAAAGUCCAGGUCACGCUCCAAGUCAAGCGCGCGGUCCCACAGCGGCUCCCACAGGUCGCGGUCUCGGUCUCGCAGUGGCUCCCCGGCGCAGGGCAUGGAGGUAGAUACAGGAACACGUCGCUCCCGCUCCCGCUCCGGUUCGCGACGCUCAAAAUCCAAAUCUCGGUCAAGAUCACGAUCUAAAUCGCGUUCCAGAUCUAAAUCACCUGAUCGAGUGCGUAAAAGUAGGAGUCGCUCGAGGUCUGGCUCUGGCGCUCGUAAGGCUGGCUCGCGGUCACGCUCUGGCUCUCGUUCCAAGUCGAGGUCCCGCUCCAGGUCUCGCUCCGGUUCGCGCUCCAAGUCCCGCUCUCGCUCCAAGUCCCGCUCUCGCUCCAAAUCUCGCUCCCGCUCCAAGUCCAAUUCUCGCUCCAAAUCUCGCUCCCGCUCCAAGUCCCACUCCAGGUCCCGCUCUAAGUCUCGCUCCCGCUCCAAGUCCCGCUCCCGUUCGCGGUCAGGCUCGCAGUCUAGCGCGGGGUCGCGACGCGCUCCCAAGCGGCGCACCGUACGCCUGCAGUCGGAUGACGAGCCCGGCCAGGCCGGGUCCCCCGGGUCCCCCGCGUCCCCCGCCGCCGAGCAGCCCGCAGAGCGGCAGGACGCGGCGCCCGCCGCCGACUCGUCGGACGAGGAGCUGGAGCCCGACCUGAAGUCGGCCGACAUGGCGGCCGGCAUGUCGGACUUCGAGCUGAUGCUGGCGCGCAAGCGGGAGGAGCGGCGCGGGCGGCGGCGGCGGCGCGACAUCGACAUCAUCAACGACAACGACGACCUCAUCGCCCAGCUGCUGCAGCAGAUGCGCGCCGCCGCCGACGAGGACCGCGACCUCAACAAGCGCAACCAGCCCGCCGUGCGCAAGGUGUCCAUGCUCAAGUCCGCCAUGUCGCAGCUCAUCAAGAAGGACCUCCAGCUCGCCUUCCUCGAGCACAACGUGCUCAACGUGCUCUGCGACUGGCUCGCGCCCAUGCCCAACCGGGCCUUGCCCUGUCUGCUCAUCCGGGAGAGUAUCCUCAAGCUGCUCAUGGACUUCCCGUCGAUUGACAAGUCGCUGCUGAAGCAGUCCGGCAUCGGCAAGGCAGUGAUGUACCUGUACAAGCACCCCAAGGAGACCAAGGCCAACCGCGAGCGCGCCGGCCGGCUCAUCUCGGAGUGGGCGCGGCCCAUCUUCAACCUGUCCACCGACUUCAAGGCCAUGACGCGCGAGGAGCGCCAGGCGCGCGACGAGGCCAUGGCGGGGUCGCGGCGGCGCGCGGCGUCGCCCCCGGCCGCCAAGCGCGCGCGCGACGAGCCGGCCGCGCGGCCCGGCGCCCCCGGCUGGGUCGCCCGCGCCCGCGUGCCCGCGCCCUCCUCCAAGGACUACGUCUACCGCCCCAAGUCCACCUGCGAGCUCGACAUGUCGCGGACCACCAAGAAGAAAAUGACGCGCUACGAGAAGCAGAUGAAGCGGUUUAUGGACCAGAAGCGCAUGAAGAGCGGCUCCCGGCGCGCUGUCGAGAUCUCCAUCGAGGGCCGCAAGAUGGCGCUGUAAUGUGAUGUUUUCUUUAAGUCAUAGUGUUUAAGUUGAUAUGGUUACUACGGAACUGAAUAAAUUAUGUGACGAAGCGCUCUGUUUCAUUCACCGCACCUUCCAAUAGCAGAAGGACGUGGCGGUAGACAAAUCUAGGUACUUACAUUGAAUCAAACAACGCGUGCUAAGCGAAACUGAGCUAGAUACGCCCGAUGCUAGAACAACAUGAAGUCAAUUGUUUGUUGUUGUAACAAAUAGUAGUUAGUUAUGAUCCUAAUAUUACAAAAGGAUACCUAAGCUUGAGUAAGGUAGUAACGAUAUACCAGUCUGAAACUAAGGAUUUUGAAUGAUUAUAAACAUUCAGGCUUGCCAUGUAAAAUGAAAACAAUCCAAUGUAACUCUUGAAAAAUAUUGAAGUCAUCCGAAUAAAACUCGAAUGACCAACAGUGGUAUCAAGAAGUCUUAUGCGCACUUAAAAGUGGGCACACACAACCGGUUAGAUAUGUGCAAAUAAUACUUAAUAAACAAUAUUCAUAAUGACUCGAUUGAACAGUAAUUACAACUCUUUGUCGAGUUGAUCUAUCACAUCCAUAAAAAAGAAAAAGGGUAAUUCCCGCAUUUCUGGCAUUAGGUUAUUUGGUUAUUUUAUAUGACAUCACUAUUUUCAUAUUGUGUAUUAAAAGGUGUAUCCAUAUCGAAUUUUUGUUAAUUUUGUAAACUUUUGCUUUUGUAUUCAUUUGAUUGUGCAAAUACGUCGAGUCGUGAUCUGUUGUUCAUUGAUGAAUGACUUACCUAUUUCGAGCAUAAAUAUUUUAACAGGUAGCGUAGGUACCUAAAUACAUAGUUGUGAUAUUAAAUCGAUAUUGAAACAUAA
Molecule: messenger RNA, 3029 nt
Organism: Spodoptera exigua (beet armyworm)
Lineage: Eukaryota; Metazoa; Arthropoda; Insecta; Lepidoptera; Noctuidae
Source: the annotation of a GenBank genome assembly